GAUGGGAUCAACUUCGUCAUUUCCUUCAUGUAAGUCGCGGCUUGAUGACGCUCCUGCUGUGGCCCAUACUGGUGCAUUCGCUUUUCACAUUUACGGAUGUCAUGAAUCGUUGGGAUCGAAUGUUCCACCACCAUAUUUUCGUCCGCAUUGUCGUCUUCAUUGGCGCAGCUACGUGGCUGAUGAAGGCUUCGUUGACCAUGAACUUUGAGAGAAGCACUAGGGCCCUGAGUCAGUCCUUGGCUGAGACCUUUGAAAACUUUGGGCUGCAAGGAUGGCUGUCAGCGAAAAUAUCCAGAUUUAUCAUCACUGUGAUCACAGGCCUGUCACGCACCACCCUGGCCUUAGCCGCGGUGAACUUCGGAGUGCGGGUGCUGCCGGACUGGUGGUCCCUAGACCUCACCAACUCAGAUCCAUACUUCAAGCUACUGGAUCUCAAUGGUGAUGGAGUGAUUACAGCAAACGAGGUCUAUGGAUAUGUGUUUAAAUUGAGCAACCGCAUUUGGCAAGCCUUGAUGACAUCCAUCGUGGGCUUCAAACUGCUGAGUUUUCUGAAACCUCCAGCGGACAGCAUCUCUUGGAGUGAAGUGAAGGAAAGGGCGAGACCACUGCAAGCCUUGUCCAAGAUCGUCUUCGCCAUGCAAAAUCCACGCAACGCCGAGCUGAGAGUCCUGGCGCGGAGAGUCACCAUGGCCAGUCGCUUUGUGAAUUUCUUGAUCGUCAUGGCAUUUUUCGUCUGGCCCUGGGCCUUUCUCUUCGGUUUACGUCCUCGUUUGAUCUUCGCCUUCGGUGGUGUGGGGGGCUUGGCUGUGGGUCUGGCCGCGCGGAAUGUGGUGGGGAACCUCAUCGCGUCCUUUUUGAUUCAACUGAAUCGGCCCUUUGUGGAAGGGGAUGAGAUUCAGGAUGCCAAGAAAAAUCUCAUUGGAGUGGUGGAGGAGGUGGGGAUCAUCAACACCCACGUGAAUAGCAGGGAAGGUGUGCUGGUGCACGUUCCAAAUCAGACUUUGUUGGAUGACAUUGUGGUGAACAAGUCCAUGAGGGAUUUUCGGCCCAUCGAGGAAUCAGUACACCUAAUUCCCUCAAGCGUCCCGGAUUUGCCCCAGCUGAUCCAAGAAAUUCAAGAAAGGUUGGAAUCAUUUGAAGGUUUACUGCAACAGGACGAUGUUGAACGUUUAAUACGCUUGCGCGGUGGUCGAAUCAAACUCUUUCGGCCUCUAUGCAUGUUUGAUGGCUAUUGUGACCUGGGCUUGAAACUGAAAAUCUAUGCCUUUGCCCGUGGCAGUUUGAGCCGACGCUCCUUUGCCGCUUUGAAAAGCCAAGUGUUGCUGCUGGUUCAUGACUUUCUGACGUCCCGGGGAGUGGAGAUUGGACAUUUGUCCGCAUCUGACAAGCCCAGAAGGAAGAAAUCCAAGAGAACUGAAGCUGAGGAGAAACCUUCUUUAGGACCUUUGGAGGAGGUUCAUCAGCGCUUGUCUGCGAUCGAAACAACUCACAAGAGUGAGCGCGAGGAAGCAGCUGGGGCAGAGAUGGAGAAGAAGCUGGAAAGCAACAAGAAGGAGCUCCACGACCUCGUGACCUCCCUGGAGGAGAAGUUCGGAUCCGGCGACGGCGAGGUCAAGAAGGGCGCAGAGACACAGAUCAUGAAGAAGGUGGCCACCCGCUUGCAAGACUUCGAAUCUCAGAUUACGGCUCAGUUGUCGCAUGUGACCACCGACUUCGACAAGAAGUUGUCCCACGUCCAUCGCUCGUCAGGGACCACCAAGGCCAUCGAUGGCGUGGGCCCUGACACCGGCUUGGACACCAUGGCAGAGGACGUUGACCAACUGAAGUUCGACGUGGGCGAACUGAAAGACCUGUUGACCAACAGCAAAGGUGAGGUGAACCACAUCCGUCGCAUCGUCCUGGCCUGCGAGCGCGACAUGGAAGACUUCACGGCGGCCAUGGACGCGGUGAACGUGGACCUCGACGAGAUGCGGGCGCGCGUGGACGCCACCCACUCCAUCAUCACCUCGCGGCAACGGGUGGAGGCCACCAUGACGGCGGAGAUUUCGACCAUGCGGCUGGAUAUUGGGGAUAUCCAAGAGGCCUUGAAGAACCAUGACAGUUGGAUGGAAGACGUGUCCAAUACCUUGCAACAGAUGCAAGAGAAGGAAGACAACACCACUGAAGAUCUGAUCAAUCUGAAGAACGAGUUCACCACCAAGUUGGACGGCAAAGUGGACAACGUGGCAUGGAAGGAGGCCAAUGACGACUUGGAUGCGGCCAUCAAAACGGUGCGUGACAUGAUCAGCUCGUUGCGGUUGGAUGUGGACGCGCGCCGUCGGAAGGUCGAUGAGAUCCUCUCCACCAUGCGCCAUGAUAUCACCUCGGUUGAAACGAACUUGGAGGAGUCCAAGGCGAAAUUGGCCAUGGACACCGAUCACGCGAUCAAUGCGCUGAAUGGUCGCAUCGACUUCACCAACAAAGACCUCUCGGCCACCCAGGAAAGCCUGCACACUACGCAGAACUCCCUGAGUGACUGCUUCAAUGAGGUGGCGGUGGUGCGAUCGGACUUGGAACGUACCGUGGCUGACACGGAGGCUCGGGUGAAGAACGAUUCGCGUCAAAAGCAGCAAGAAAUCAUGGAGAAGAUUGGGGACGUUGAACAGCAAUCCGAAUUGCGCGCGGCUGAAGCUUCAAGGCGCUUGGGAGCUUUGGAUCUUCGUAUGAGUGGUGUCCAGGGUGGCCUGGGCGAGCAAAAACGUGACAUCCUGAAAAUCCGAGAGGAGGUGAAUGGUCUCACGGUGAAGAGUGCCAGCCAUGAAAUGGAUAUCUCAAAGGUGGGCGAUUCCGUCAAGAAGAUGGAGAAGCAACGCAACCUGGACGCCCAGAACUUAAAAGCGCAGCUGGAUUCCAUCCAUGACGUGCUCGACACCAAGGUCAAUGAGAAGCCUUUUGAGGAUGUGAAGCACUGCAUGUCUUCCCUGACCAAAGGUGUGGUGAAGUUCGCGCAGGUCGUUGGGGUCUUCCCAGGUCCCCGCUUCGAUGAUGCCGAGGGCGAAGCUGGAGAAGCUGAUGUGGAGCUAUUGGGAUGGGAGGAGAGCGCCGAAACCUUCUCCUUCCGCGUGGACAAAGCUUGGCGCCAGCGCUGCUCGCAACGCUUCCGCAAUAUACUGGACAUGAUCGCCAAAAAGGCUGACCACAGCGUGCUGCGCUUGCUUCAGAUCUCUCAACAGCAUAUCGAAUCGCAACUGGAGCGUGUGAAGCACGAAAGGGAGCUGUGGAAGGAAGUGGUGGAACGUCGCCAGCAACAACCUUUGCAACUGGCGCUCUCCAUGAAAGA
This is a messenger RNA of Cladocopium goreaui, 3319 nucleotides long. NCBI's taxonomy places the organism in Eukaryota, Dinophyceae, Suessiales, Symbiodiniaceae. The record is from the annotation of a GenBank genome assembly.